This is a messenger RNA of Carassius auratus (goldfish), 2524 nucleotides long. Its product is annotated as adhesion G protein-coupled receptor B3-like. The transcript has 12 exons. The coding region runs from base 8 to 1777 and encodes 589 amino acids. Lineage: Eukaryota; Metazoa; Chordata; Actinopteri; Cypriniformes; Cyprinidae. The record is from RefSeq and is a predicted model, not a curated record. Gene Ontology annotation, cellular component: postsynapse; synaptic cleft; plasma membrane. Gene Ontology annotation, biological process: neuron remodeling; negative regulation of angiogenesis; cell surface receptor signaling pathway. Gene Ontology annotation, molecular function: G protein-coupled receptor activity.
AUGCACGAUGACAACUGCAUUUCUGCACUUCUUUUUCCUGGCAUCCUUCUGCUGGGUUUUGACAGAAGCUUGGCAGUCCUAUAUGGCUGUGACGGGGAAAGUUCGGACCAGGCUCAUCCGGAAACGCUUCCUCUGCCUGGGAUGGGGAUUACCUGCUUUAGUGGUCGCUAUCUCAAUGGGAUUCACAAAAGCUAAAGGAUACGGGACACCCCAAUACUGUUGGCUAUCUCUGGAAGGUGGUCUUCUCUAUGCAUUUGUGGGACCUGCUGCUGCAGUGGUGCUGGUUAACAUGGUGAUUGGUAUUCUAGUGUUUAAUAAACUGGUUUCAAGAGAUGGGAUCCUGGAUAAGAAACUAAAACACAGAGCAGGGCAGAUGAGCGAGCCCCAUACUGGAUUAACUUUAAAAUGUGCCAAAUGUGGCAUCGUCUCAACUUCUGCUUUAUCAGCAACAACGGCCAGCAACGCCAUGGCCUCCCUGUGGAGUUCCUGUGUCGUUCUGCCUUUAUUAGCUCUCACCUGGAUGUCUGCGGUGCUGGCCAUGACGGACAAACGCUCAAUUCUAUUCCAGAUCCUCUUCGCGGUCUUUGACUCCCUGCAAGGCUUUGUCAUAGUCAUGGUCCACUGUAUCCUCAGAAGAGAGGUUCAAGAUGCCUUCAGAUGUCGCCUGAGAAACUGUCAUGGCCCCAUCAAUGCAGAUGCAACUGGUACAUUUCCCAACGGGCAUGCACAGAUCAUGACGGAUUUUGAGAAAGACGUGGACAUCGCAUGUCGAUCAGCCCUCCACAAAGACAUGGGCUCCUGCCGAGCGGCCACCAUCACCGGCACCCUCUCUCGCAUCUCUCUCAAUGAUGAGGAGGAAGAGAAAGGUCCCGAGGGGCUCAAUUACUCCACGUUGCCUGGCAACAUAAUGUCUAAAGUGAUCAUCCAGCAGCCCUCUGGACUUCACAUGUCCAUGGGCAUGGGAGAUCUGGGAGAGCAGUGUUUAGACAGCACAACAGACAUGCGGCGAACUCUAUACCUGUGUACAGAUGACACCACAAGGCAGGGCGAGCAGGAGCUGAGCGCCCAUGACCUGAGCGGCCACCCUCAGCCAGGGCAGAUGGAAACGGACUACAUCGUCCUGCCUAGCAGGUCCGCGGUGGGGUCGGCGACUGGGUCUAGCAGCAUUCCCACCCUGCUGAAAGACGACAGCAAGAUGAGCAUGACCAUGGACUCUCUGUCACACGAGAGGUUGAUGCAUUACAAGAUGGGCGGUGAGUUUAACCUCGGGCACUCUGGGAUGGAGCACAUGGGAAUGGAACAGCAGUACCCCAUCCAGUCCGAACACAUGCAGAAUUUGCCUUUCGAGCCACGCACGGCUGUGAAGAACUUCCUGGCGGAAAUGGAGGAGAGCGGAGGAAUGUCACGUAGCGAAACCGGUUCAACUAUAUCGAUGAGCUCUUUAGAGAGAAGAAAGUCGAGGUACCAGGAUCUAGACUUCGAGAAAGUCAUGCACACCAGGAAAAGGCAUAUGGAGCUGUUCCAGGAACUCAAUCAGAAAUUUCAAACCCUGGACCGAUUUCGAGACAUACCAAAUAUGGGCGGCAUGGACAAGGCAAUGCCAAACAAGAACCCCUGGGAGAGCUUCAACCCGGCAAGUGAAUAUCAGAACUACGCCACAAUGAAUGUACUUGAAUCAGACACAAAGAACUCUCUGGAGAUGACUAACGCUGAGUGGGAAAAGUGUGUUAACCUCCCUUUGGACGUCCAGGAGGGAGACUUUCAGACAGAAGUCUGAGGAAUAAUGAAGCGUUAGCAGGUGGACAUAUUUUGCACUGAACAAAAACGCGGAAGACUUCUCAUGCAGCCUUGGAAAGACAUAUCUGGAUUCUACGAGUAUAGCAGGGACAAUAUGUGCCAAUAAGAUUUUAAAACAAGGAAUGACAGACGGAUAGAAAGACAGUUAGAAAAAAACAAAAAAAAUCUGUGUUAUCUUUUUUUUUUGUAUUCUCACUCGUGUAUUUAGUGGGGGUCAGACAUGUACAAUAUCGAACAUCAUGUAUUUCAAAAGAAACCAGUUGGAAAAUAAUCAGUUCCAAAAGCAUUAGCUUUCCAAAUGAGACCUCGAGGAGAAAACGACACGACGUGAUGUCCACCCACGAGCGGCGGCUGGGUUCGUUUUUUUGUUCGGCGGGAGACGAGCCCAGGAACACUUGUAUAUACUUGCGCAGGUUUUUAAAAAGUUUAUAACAAGUCCGUUUGGCCAUUACUACACUUUUUACUUCAUGAUAUGAAAAGACGAAACUAUUCCGAGGCAAAGAGGAUUUUUUUCUGUCAUUUAAAAAUGAAUGUUUGUCAGGCUACAUUCUUCAUUGCUUUAAAUGCAAUAAAGGUAAUACUCACUUUUUUAUGAAUAAUAUAUUUCAAAACUUUAAUACUGCAGAAUCUGCCUGGAAGCUCAGUAAAGCUCUCUCAUCUGCAGCCCUGUAUAAAAUAUUUAAAAAUCAAAAACGUUGUAUGGUGUAAAUAAAACUUUUGUCUACAU